AUGGCCGGGAGAAACAACAAUAACAAUGAUAUGAAUGAGGUAGUAAGGCAAUUAGCUAUUGUAGCUCAACAGUUAGCUGAAAGGAAUAAUAAUAACAAUCCUGACCUUGCUGGGGAGUUGUUUAAGCAGAUAGCCCAAAGCAAACCUCCUACCUACCAGGGAGAACCUGACCCAACUGUCCUUGAAAACUGGCUGAUAGAGUUUGACAAGUUGUUUGUGGUAAUAGCAUGUCCUAAUGAGUCCAAAGUGAGUAUAGCAGCUUAUUACUUAAGGGGUGAAGCAGAUCUGAAGUGGCAGCAGAAUGAACAAGCUGUGAGAGCAUUACCUAAAUUUAGAUGGAAUGUGUUCAAGGAGCAAGUGAGGGAUAAGUUAUACCCUAUAUUCUUGCAGAAGCAGAAAGCUGAUGAGUUCUUGGAACUUAAGAUGGGGAGUAUGUCGGUAACUGAGUAUUACACUAAGUUUAUUGAGCUGUCUAGGUUUACUGAAGGUACUGUGGCUACUGAUAGGCAGAAAGCUAGAAGGUUUGAGAGGGGAUUGCCUCUUUCUCUCCAAAGAAAAUUGUCAGGACAAGUGUUUUACAAUUUGGAUGAGUUGGCAUAUGAGUAUUUCUCCAAGAAUAAAGGGGGUCAAGGAAACAACCAAUUUAAGGGUAGUGGACAAAAUUGGAAUCAGCAGAAAGGAGGUCAAGGGAGUAAUGGGAAUCAAGUGAACAAGGGGACGCAGUUUCAGAAUGGAAAUAAGAAUACCAAUAGUGGUAACACACAAGUCAAGGGUGGAACACCGGGAAAGCUUAUUGUGAUGGGUUCGCGUAAGGCUUACGUAGCGAGAGAUGUCAUUACCGGUACAUGUUCUAUAAACUCAGUUUCUGUUAAAGUUUUGUUUUAUUUUGGUGCAACAUAUUCUUUCAUUUCUAAAGCUAUGCUUCCAAAACUAUCGCAUUGUCUGAAAAUUGUAGAAGACAUAGAUAUUCCUAUAGAACUUCCAAAUGAGGGUGUAGUUCAUUGUACUAGGGUCUAUAAGGAUGUUCCCAUAAAGAUUAAAGGUAAGGAAUUCCUAUCCAACCUGAUUGAAUUUGAAUUAGGAUACCUUGAAAUAAUUCCGGGAAUGGAUUGGUUAUGUCGUUAUCAUGCUGAGAUUCGAUGCCAGACACAAAAACUCCACUUGAAAACGACUCAAGGAGAGAUCGUAACCCAUUGGAGGCAUGGAAAACCCAAGCAUACUAAGAUCAUUUUUGUGGUGAAGUUGGCAAAAUAUAUGAAGAAGGGAAACCUAAUCUAUUUCUAUAGUGUGAGAAACUUGGAGUAUGAGGAACCAUCUAAACUAGAGGAUACUGAAAUAGUAAGGGAGUUUCUAGAUGUGUUUCCUAAAGAGAUUCCAAGUAUGCCGCCAAAAAGAACCAUAGACUUAGUACCUGGAACCGCACCUAUCUCUAAGGCAUCAUAUAGGAUGGUUCCUACUGAUAUGAGUGAAUUGAAAAGUCAAUCACAAGAUUUGUUGGAGAAGGGAUACAUAUGA
This is a messenger RNA of Chenopodium quinoa (quinoa), 1515 nucleotides long. RefSeq lists its product as uncharacterized. The coding region runs from base 1 to 1515 and encodes 504 amino acids. The record is from RefSeq and is a predicted model, not a curated record. NCBI's taxonomy places the organism in Eukaryota, Viridiplantae, Streptophyta, Magnoliopsida, Caryophyllales, Amaranthaceae. The transcript has 2 exons.